This is a messenger RNA of Fonsecaea multimorphosa CBS 102226, 540 nucleotides long. RefSeq lists its product as uncharacterized. The record is from RefSeq and is a predicted model, not a curated record. The transcript has a single exon. NCBI's taxonomy places the organism in Eukaryota, Fungi, Ascomycota, Eurotiomycetes, Chaetothyriales, Herpotrichiellaceae. The coding region runs from base 1 to 540 and encodes 179 amino acids.
AUGGCGGACGACAAAAGUCUUUCACCUGUGAAACGACAUCUUACCACCAACAAUGACGACGGCGUGUCAAUCUUCUCUUCGAGAAUACCUUCAGACCCUCCAUCGAUGCAGCUACCAGAUGGGACGAAAAUCACCUUUUGUUACGGUUGUCAGCGCUUCCCGGUCGACUUGGCCGGCGAGCAAGAUUUGCAGUCUUACCAGCAUUUGAUUGAGAAUCCGCCAGGAAUCGUGGUUCCGAAUGGCUUUGCCUUUCGCAUUCUGGACCUGCCUCCGGGAUACAAUUCGGUCUCACAUCGCACCAUCAGUGUGAAUUUCAAUGUAGUGUUGCAGGGACAGAUGGAGUUGACACUGAACUCGGGAGAAAAACGUAUCCUCGGCCCCGGCGACUCGGCCAUUCAGCGCUGCGUCGAUCACUCAUGGAGGAACGUCAGCUCUACUGAAUGGGCACGCAUGGCCGCCGCCGUCAUCCCAGCAGAGCCUUUGCAAUUUGGUGGUGUCGAUGUCAAAGGCAGUGGGGUUCCUGGGAUGGGCGCUUCUUAG